AUGUGCGCGCUUCUAAGUCAGAUAGAUCAGCAAAAGAAUGAUAUGACCACUCUCACACCAAACAUCGACCAUAGCGUGAAAGCUGGCAUAACACUAAAAGCUUUGGCUGAGCUCGAUUGUCCGCCUGGAGAUCUGAUCAACUAUUUCAAGGACACACAAGAAAGACAACAAAGUCUAAAAAAUAGCGAGCCACAGACUGAACUAUUGACCAUCGGUAGACAAACCUUCCCAAGCAUAUUCAUGGAGGCCCUCGAAAAAAUGGAGUAUCAACAUUACAUGGGGUUAAUGGAAGAGAUUGGAUAUUUGUGGAGAACUGUCGACAAUCGAUUGAUUAUGUGGAACUAUAUUGAACGCGAUGAUAUACUUGUUCACGAAGAACCAGAGCAACCAAUUACAACUGUUGGGCUUGUCAAACGAAAAAGCGCAUUUUGCGGGUUUGACUUGACCCACAUAAUCGUCGUGGCGACACCAUUACAAAUUACCCUACUCGGAGUUGCUGCAGCAUCCGCAAAUCCUCUCAACAAAGGCUACAAAGGAAACAGAAUUCAGAUGCACAACCUGAAUGUUAAGGCACCUGCAGACGACCUUUGCUUUCUGGAAAUUAAAGGCACUGAAGAUGAAAGAAUUUUGCUGUUAGCUACAGACGGACAUUUGUAUGAAAUGGAGCACUAUAGUAUAGGUCAUUUCUCGCUCGGGGGUAGUAGAUUAGUUUGCCUGACAAAGAAUAUGCUAUACAAAUACCUUCCAACUUCUUUUGACAAAGCGCCAAAAGGAAAUAUCCAAAGUUUUAUAGUCUGUGAUCAGCGCAAGGUCAUAUAUGCACUCACCAGCAACAAUGGAAUCGAAGUACUUUCAUCGCCCGGAAAAGGUGCAACUGUCAAACGACUGGCACAGACAGGCGACAUUAAAGAGACAGCUACUCGUAUCGCUAAUCCAAGUGGAUUAACACGCUACCAAGACGAUUUCCAGCUUGUUUCGAUACAUUUGAUUUCAAAGGAAGAGUCUGAACGUGUUCAUAUUCUCGGAGUAUCCAUUACGGGUGCUCGGAUCUAUUUCACCCAUCUGUCAGACAUACGCUUUGGUGCCUCAUUAGGCCCCAAUGAACAACCAAAAACAAUCAAAAUUGCCCAUGUAAUACUAUCACCUAAUUACGAACCACAGGGGAUAUUCUCCUUUAUUCAACAAGACCAAAUCGAUAAUUCAAAGACUGUUCUGGGAUCUUACUACAACAAAAAUGUGUUUUUGACGGCAAAGGGAAAAGUCGCUGGAGAAAAGAUUGUUAGUGUAGCUAAUCUUGAACGGGUGAUUGUCACAAAUUAUGGAAAUGAUUCGAAUUUCUUGACCUCUACUUAUAUCGAAACCACCGCUUCAAUAGAAAACCAUGAAACCAUUUAUGGUAUUGGAGAAAUAGACGAGAAAUUUUAUCGGGAAACAUCAACUGGAUUACCCAAAGACAUACGCCAGUUCAUUAUCCUUGGACACUCUAGUAUAACGACAAUAGCACGCGAAAGACCUGUUGAUGGCCUCCGUCGAUUAAUUCUUAAAACAAUCAACUCCGAGACAAUCGGUAGUCCAGAACUUAACGCCUUUUUUGAGCGAUACGGAUACACACAAACAUGUGCAAUGUGUCUAGAAAUCAUUUGUGUUGAAUCCGGGAAAAAAGAUAGUGAAUCAAAUGCACUCGUAAAAAAAACUACUUUGGUUUUCUUUGAGUAUGGUGGACAACCUUCAGUGGGUCUUUCGAUGGCUUCAGAAAAGAACUAUCAAGGCCAAACAAGACCACGACCAAGAACAAAAUUUAGUGUGAAGCAUGACGGUCUUGGAUUAUAUUUGGUUCGUUUAUUGAGACCUAUAUGGAAAAAGAAAAUCUUCCCCCUCAGUUCCGAGGGCAAAUUUACAACAAAUACAGCCACAUUACGUAAACAACUUUCAACAGCAUUUUAUAACCAAGUCUAUAUCUUCAGAAAUGAUUUACUGCACAAGGUUCCCAAGGAUUUUGUGCCCUCUACGCAAAGAGAAAACCAACUGUGGAUCUUGGACGAACAAAUGUCUUUUUAUGAAAUGUCUACUUUGAUGACACACACCAUCGAGUCAAUCUGUUUCUUGAGCGGUAUAAUGGAGACAGGCGUUGAAAAAAUAUACCAGCAACUUCAGACUCCCUCCAAAGAAAAGUUUACAGACUUAACAGUCGAAUUUAUUGUAACAACAUUUGAUGGCAGAGACUUAGUCAGAGAGCUUGUAAUUUCAAUUAUCAAUGCUCGGGCUACCUUAAAAAAUACUGGCGGAUUUGAGAGCGUUGCUUCUCUACUACAGAAAAAUGGAGAUACCUUAUUCCCAGAAAAAGACAUUGCAUUCUACAAGGGCAUUGAAGCAAUAGUAAAAGCGAAAUCCGCUGGAGUAACUAACGAGGAUAGUGAAUUUAUGAAAGAGGCUCUAAGUUAUUUCAAAGAAGCACCAAGCGACUUAUUAGCAUCUAAACUUGAUCAAAUAUGUGACGAAUUCCGUAAAUUGGGAUGGAAUAAGGCAAUUCUUGAUUUGGCCAUUUCUAGAGCAACAAAAGAAGACCCUUACAAUAAUGCAAUGAUGUUUCUGGAAAAUGGCUCAAACCCCUCCAACCCGGAUGCAAAAUUCUACAAGGCGCGGCAUAUCUAUUAUUCUCAAGUGCUCAAGACUAUCAUUAACCUCAAACCAAAAAAUCCAAGAGAUGAGUCCUGCCAGUCUCAAAAAUAUCGUUCCCUGUUUGAAGCUGCACGGAAUCAGAAAGAAGACACAGUUUUCCUUUACGUUCUUUAUGACUGGCUAUUCCAAAAUUGUCUCUAUGGUGAUUUGUUUAGUCUUCAACCUGAUAACCUUUUGCCUUUUGUUCGAAACUACGUUGAUCAUGUUCAAGGUAUCCGCUUCUUAUACAAAUACCAUCUCCACCGCAAUGAAUUUUUUGAGGCUGCGAUGUAUGUACGAUUAUUAGCCGAACUUGAUCCCAAUGCAAACCUCGAUGAACGUAUCUUUUACAUGGGUCAAGCAUGCACUUUUCUCUCGAAAUUUUUGGUGCUUGGGGGAAGUACUGAAGAAUCCUGCAAGCUUGCUAAAGUCUCAGAACUGCAACAUAAGACCCUGAAAAUUCAAAAGGAAAUUCGAGACAACCUUUGCCAACAAUCUGGUCGUGUGGUUAUGACAGACAGAGAAAAGAUAAUGCUCAACAAUAUACCGAUGUCAUUAAAUGAUAUGUUUGAACUUUCCCGGCGGUAUAAUUGUCCAGAUGGGGAGCUCCUGGUUUUGAGUAUGGCUUAUCAGUGUAACUUUAACUUGGUUCAGGACCUUUGGAAGCAAAUUCUAAGCGAUAAUGAAAAGGAGGCUGAUUGGCUUCGCGUAUCUCCUUUCCAGACCUUGAAAGGUCGUCUUAUUCGUUUGUGCAGUCAAGUACUCGAAUCUAGAGUUGUUUUGCCAUUGCCCUAUGUCAUCCAGAUAUUAGAGGAGUAUUGCUUCAAUCAUCCAAAUAGACCAUCUCCUGAAUUUAUUAGCCACAUUUUCUUGAGUUCCGGUGUUAAUAUCGAAUCAUUGAAAGCCGCUUAUGCAGAGGUUUUAAAUUUCAAGAGAUCUUCUGGGCGCUCGGUAGAAGAACAGAGACAUCUUGAGAUGAUAUCGGAACAGCUGAAUUCAAAGGAACAACCUAAUGCAAAUGAAAGUGGAAGUCCGGCUCGGCUUGCUAGAUCAUAA
This is a messenger RNA of Phycomyces blakesleeanus NRRL 1555(-), 3714 nucleotides long. RefSeq lists its product as hypothetical. The record is from RefSeq and is a predicted model, not a curated record. Gene Ontology annotation, cellular component: nuclear pore; nuclear pore inner ring. Gene Ontology annotation, biological process: protein localization to nuclear inner membrane; transcription-dependent tethering of RNA polymerase II gene DNA at nuclear periphery; protein import into nucleus. The transcript has 18 exons. NCBI's taxonomy places the organism in Eukaryota, Fungi, Mucoromycota, Mucoromycetes, Mucorales, Phycomycetaceae. Gene Ontology annotation, molecular function: structural constituent of nuclear pore. The coding region runs from base 1 to 3714 and encodes 1237 amino acids.